AUGAGUUCUAUUAAUACGAGUUACUGGAAGCGGUUAUGGCGAUGGACAACCUCCCAAACACUUUCAAAAGAAGAAAUAGAAGGAGUAUUCACUAAGGAAGUUAUCGAGGGACUACAUCAAGGACUAGCCAGUUACAAAUCAAAAGAAUCUAAUGAGUUUACUCAGCUUCAGUCCAAGUAUGCAGAACAAACAAAGCUCCUCAGUGUUGUUCAAACUUUACAGAACUAUAUGGAUGUUAAUUGCUUUCAAUUAUGGGAAAUAGUAAAACACUAUCUAUGUGAUACUUCAUAUGGUACUCCAGCAAAUGCUCUUAAAAAUAUAGCAUUUAUUGAUACAAGACCCAUGUUCCUUUCACCUAAAAGCUAUCAUGAAUUAUUGGAAGAAAGGCACAGAGAGGCUUGUCUGAGAAUCACUUAUGUCGAAGUUUGCAUUUUUAUGGUGAUAUGUGAUCAUGAAAAAAUUAAAAAUAUAUCCAGCUGGUUGGAAUGCACCAAGGAUGCUGUAGAAAGUGAACUAACCAAACUUGAACUGUCUUCUGAACAUAGUGCUAUGCUAAUAACAUGGAUGCUGUUAACACUUCAGAGUAACGAACAUGCUAAAUUAUUUGAAAGUCAAUAUCAUCAGUACGGUGCUACAGCCCUCCGAAUGAGAGUAUUUCACUUUUUACAACAGAUGUUAAACAGUUCAGUUUUUUCUGAUAAAUCCAAAUGUGCUACAAUAGCAAGGCAUCGAACAUUUCGUCUUUUAAAUCAUCUCUGUGAUAAAUUUGAUGGUGAUGGUACAUUAAGUCACCAGCCGGGAAUCAUGCGUCUUUGUGCCGAUUUACUUCAGUCUCCUGAUAUUGCUCAGAACUUUUGGAGUUUGCGUCAAAAAGAGGAUAAUUUUGGUGUAGUCUCACUUUGGAAUACUGCAUUGGAAUAUUUUCCAUUCAAUUUUAACGCUUUGUCAAUUUUGUCAGCCGGAUUAGCUCAAGCAGGAAAUUCAAGCAUUAGAAAUUUACUUGCUGAACUUAAAAAUCUCCCAGUGUAUACAGAGAUAUAUAACCCAAAUGCGAUACCAAUAAUGUCGUUUCAAGGUGAUGACGCAAUUAUAGGGCGGGAAUAUUGUCCCCUUGGAGAUCCUUCCUAUCGAAUAGAAUGUGGGUCAAGAGCGACUAUCAUGGAACGGAAAGAAGGCACAAUGGUUCAUUUCAGGACACCAUAUUCCUAUUGGACUAUCUUCAACAACGAGAUUGAAAAAGUCCUGGAUCGUAAGCAGCAUCACAAACAUAACAUUAAUGUUACCUUGGAGAGGGUGUUUGAAGGGACAAAUGUGUUAAAAGGGGUACUGCAAUCUCUGGUGGAGGAUAAAGAGAUAUCAAAGAGUCUUGUUGGUCCCAGCGAGGGAGUUUUUGAUGUUUUAUUAAGGUUCAUGAGGGCAGAGGACCCGCCGCUACCACUGUUGGUUGAAUGUCUUAAUAUAUGCACCACUUUGGUAACGCUGUUCCCUAAGGAGAUUCAUUUAAGGCUAAUAAACACUGGGCUGCUUCCGAGAAUCAUAAACCAUCAGUUGACGCACGUGGAGUAUGCCAACGGCGCUUCUUUCGACUCUUCGGCCGUUGGCUCCUAUUUGGUCAUAAUAGAACAGCCCAGCGGCUCGUACCAAUUUCUAGGUGCUUACAUCGACAUGCUUUGUGCGUUUCACGAGAGUUCAACGGAGGAGCGCAUCACGUCGGAGAUAAUUCUGCCGGGCCUGGUGUUCGUACUGCGCGAGGUGCUGCCCAACAUCUGCGGCUGGCGGUACGUCGGCAGCGCGGAGCGUCGCAGGCUCUUGCACCGCUGCUCGAAGCUGCUCACGUCGCUCCUGGAGCCGUCGAAGGACGCCAACAAGGCCUCCGCGCUGCUCAAACGCACCUGCAUCUACAGUUUGCUGUAUACGGAGAACGCCCUGGAGCUACUGAAAAUCGUUUCCGUCGGUAAUGAGCAACUCGAGCAAAUGAUACAAGAUGACACCAACUGGAUAUCUGGCACUGGCUCCCAAUACAUAUCGUCUAUACAGCGGUGCCUUGCUAUAGUAAUGUUCGCUUUGAGACUGAAAACAAUGGUGGCCGAUGAAAGCGAAGUCACGCCGUUAGAGAGGCUAAUCUUCGCACAGAACAAGCAAAAAGACCUACUCAAAGUUGUUCCAAAGAUAACAAGCUACAUCAACCACGCUUUCAACAAGAGCCUUGCUGUGCUAAGUUGCAGAUUGUUGAAGAGGUUUGCCGAUGGCUUCCAAAUGUCGCUGUUCGCGUCGCUGGACAUGACCGCCUACCAAGUGCGCGUGAUGUUCUUAGACCGUUUGCGGGACGAGUACGAGAGCACUGAGCUGAAGGUGGCCAUCCUGGAGUUCGUGGCCACCUGCGUCGGCACCCAGCCGGGCCUCACCGAGGCCUUCUUCAUGAUGAACCACGAGAAGGCAAAGGACGAGGAAAAGGACAAGGGCAAGGCGGGCAAGGAUGCCAAACUGGAUGAUAGCUACGAAGGCAUUUUAGGGUACAUGGCUGACUACCUUGGCACUAUCAAAGCGAACGCAAAGUUAUUGCACAGUCCGCUAUUGGCGUGCAUUAUGGCGCUCUUCCACGCGCUGUGGAAAAACAACAUGCAGAUACUCGUGAAGAAGCUCCGCGAGAACCCCAAAUUCUGGGAGUACAUGACCAGCCCGCUGUUUAGCGAGAUCCAGUGCGGCCUGAGGACGUACGCGCAAAUAUUCAACGUCCUGGGCAUCGAGCUGUUCGUGUCCCGGGGCAAACUUGAGCCCAAUCUGAAGGAGAUGCUCGAGCUGUUCUUCGACACGAACAAGAAUCACUUGGACAAGUGGAUAGACUUCAUCUUCUCCUUCCACGGCAGGCAGUCCGCCGAGGAGCCGGCGGACAAAGUGCCCGUGUGGCUGGGCCUGCUCACCUCGUGGAAGGACUUCACCACCAUCUCCUGCAAGUGUCUCCCCAUCAGUCUGAACAUCGCGCACAAGGCCAAGAUGGUGGCGCCCUGCAUGAGCGCACUGCUCACCGAGCUGGAGGACCUGACGGACGGCCGCCUGGUGGUGGUGCUGUCGGAGCUGUACGUGACCAUGCUGGCCAACUGGAAGGACGACUGCUUCGACAACCGAAAGGCGAGCGCCCGCCAAAUCGACAAUCUGCUCGCCAACACGGCCACCGUGUACGAAUGCCUCCACCCGAGGGCGGUGCGCGCGAUCCUCUCCAUCGGCACGGUCGCCAUCAGCAGCCUGGACUACGAGAUCAAAGCGAACAGCGCCACCGCUCAGGGCAUCGUGCGCUCCGUCACCAACAUAAACAGCGUUGAGCUGGAGAAGCUGUUUGAUGACGUUAAGGGGCGAGCCGGGCCCGUUGUGAGCGGGGAGAAGGUUCCCGCCGCGGUGCUCUCCCUAGCGAUGCUGGAGCAGUGCCUCGAUCUCUACGACGACGUGUUCUCGGGCCUAUCCCGGUGGUUCCAGUCGACCAAGUUCAUAAACAAGCUGCUCUGCUGCCUGCACGACUGUCUGCACGACCGCCGCCACUACCAGACCUCCCUGGCGGCGCUGCGCUGCCUCACCGCCUACGCCAGGGGCCCGUUCAACAAGGAGCUGCUGAUGAGCGACGUGGACCAGUUCCUGUGGAUGCAGCUGCUGCCGCCGCCGCUGGGGGACGGGGGCGCCACGUGGAAGCCGCUGGAGUGGUGGCGCGUGUACUCCUUCGGCCUGGACUUCAUCGCGAUGAUGGUGAUGAAGCACGGGCAGUUCUUCGCGAGCGACGCGAUCACCUUCGUCGGGGUGCACCUGGAGCACCUGAUCGAGGCGGUGCUCCUGCCCAGGCAGGUCUGCGGCAUGGACGCGCUCAACCUCUGCGCCUCCACGUUGAACCUGGUCGUGCAGUUGGUGAGCUACGAAGCGACCUGGCGGCUCCAGAACAUCAAUUCCUUGGUUGGAAUAAUGCGCAGCAUCAGUGCGUGCGUGUAUCAGUGCGUGACUUUCAUGCUGAGAUCUCGUCGCGGAUCAGAGCCCACUCUGCCGGGCGAAGACGUCACACACUCGUCGCAGGCGCAGCAAGCGCAGCCGAUACUGCACAGAACUCUAGAGAUCCUGCACAUGGCGACACUAUGCCUGCUCGCGUUCAGCCCCGAUCUGUUAUCUCUCCUGGCUGACCCUGGCCUGGACUUGGAGCGCUGGCAACCGUUGGUGGAGCUGCACUUUGGAGCGCCCAAGAUCAGCCACGAGCCCUUCCCCCAGUUGACCUUCGGGACCAUCCUCUCCGCGAUAUGCCUGCUCACGCGAUCCUUGAAUCACGCUUAUCAAGGCGAGGAGGGCAGCGGUUCGCGUUCGCCGCGCGGGCGCCGGCGCGCCUGCUCUUGCGGCAGCCCUGGCGAGCGGCGCGCGGUCAGGGGUGACUCCGUGACCUCCGCCUCGUCCGCCGCCAGCGCCUUGCCCUACAUCGACGAGAGGCUAGCCGCCGCCGCACUAGAGGCCUCCACCGCACUACUCGCUUCUCAGGCCCUUUUAGCUGUGCGCGACGGCAGCGUCCCGUCCCGCCACAAACAGAUGGUGCGCCGCGAGCUUGCUUCCGAGCUGACGGUGUUCCACGACUUCGUGCGCAAACGCAUCUUGUGCGCGGCUCACAACCGACCGCACCUCGUCCGAAACAAACUGGGAGCUUGGCCGUUGCCGCCGAAUGAGGAAGAGGCCAAGAGGAUCGAACAAGCGAGGAGGGAAAGGAACUUGAGUGAUGACCUCGAAGGCUCCCUGCCCCCACCGCCGCCGCCCAAACGCGCCUCGCACGACUCAAUGCGCGAAUACGUUCUACGUAAACAUUAUUUGGACAAAUGCGCCCAAACGCCAACUAAGGAACCACCUAUGCCUGUAUCGCAUUCGACUCCGGCUUCAGAUAAGAAAAAAGAAACAUCCAGAAGCUCCAAACGUGUUUCCUGGGCGGACACUACAAGUGACAGCAGGGAAAGUUUGGAUAAUUCGUCUAAAGAAAACGAGCAAAUGUAUUCUAAUCUAACUGAUGUGCAGAUAAACAACGAUGAAGAUUACUUUCAUUUUAUCCGGAAAAAUAAAAGUCUAAGCGGCAAAGCUACGAUUGAGUCGCGA
Messenger RNA from Iphiclides podalirius (scarce swallowtail), 5103 nucleotides. The record is from the annotation of a GenBank genome assembly. Lineage: Eukaryota; Metazoa; Arthropoda; Insecta; Lepidoptera; Papilionidae.